Molecule: messenger RNA, 471 nt
Organism: Thyridium curvatum
Lineage: Eukaryota; Fungi; Ascomycota; Sordariomycetes; Thyridiales; Thyridiaceae
Exons: 1
Coding region: 1-471 (156 amino acids)
Source: RefSeq, a predicted model, not a curated record
AUGACAACCCAUUUCAACCCGCUCGGACACAUAUCGAUCGGGGUCCGCGAUUAUCACGUCUCCAAGGCCUUCUACUCCGCGACACUUGCACCACUUGGACUGAAACUCGUGUAUGAUAGCGAGGCUGUGGCCAGAGGGAAAAUCCCACGCACCCUGGGUUUUGGGCCCAACGAAGAACACGAGCUGGUCAACAUCUUUGAGUACGGCACUCAGGCCUCACCGCCCGGCCCGGGUUUUCACAUUGCUUUCGACGCCUUAUCCCGUCAAGCUGUGCGAGACUUUUACGAAGCAGCCCUUAGAUCCGGAGGUACAAGCAAUGGAGAGCCUGGGUUAAGGUCUCAUUAUGGACGGAAUUACUAUGCUGCCUUUGUGAUUGACCCCGACGGAUGGAGAUUGGAGGCAGUGUGUAAGGCUGAAGAUGAGACGACACCAUCCGAAGAGAUCGCGAGUGCAUGCACAGGAAGUCACUGA